Molecule: messenger RNA, 567 nt
Organism: Toxorhynchites rutilus septentrionalis
Lineage: Eukaryota; Metazoa; Arthropoda; Insecta; Diptera; Culicidae
Exons: 3
Coding region: 1-567 (188 amino acids)
Biological process (GO): positive regulation of DNA-templated transcription
Cellular component (GO): nuclear body
Source: RefSeq, a predicted model, not a curated record
AUGGUAAUGGAGCUAGCAAAGAAAAGGAAGGCUACGAUGCUCGACAAAUCGGGGAUGCUGGUCGUCAUUGAAGUGUGGAAGGACAAUAUUCUGUCCCUUCGGAACACUUCCAAGAACUCCCACAUCUACAAGCAAAUGUGUGAGGAGCUGAAAGGCCACGGCGUUAUACUUACGGCGGUCGAAUUGAAAAACCGGAUCAAUAAUCUCUCUCAGAAGUACAGAUCCGAAAGAAACGCCAUGGGGCCCUCGGGAGGAUCACCUUCUUCUUGGGAUUAUUUUGAUAUUCUACACAGCUUUCUCCAUACUUAUAAACAAAACAGCACUCGCGAUUUGAUGGAUGAGGUGAUUGGUUCCGAUGAUGACUACUGCGAUGCUGAGUAUUUAGAUGAAGCGUACAAGCCGGAGAACGACACAUUCGCUCAAUCUAUGUUUAUGUCACCUUCUGCGCCGACAUCAUCAGUGUCAUCGCCAUCACCAACACUGCCAUCAUCAAGCCGCAGGCAUUCCGCUCCUAAAAAGAGAAAACAAAAUGUGCAGGAAAAAUUGUUGGAAUUGGCUAUAAAAUAA